Molecule: messenger RNA, 2244 nt
Organism: Fusarium verticillioides 7600
Lineage: Eukaryota; Fungi; Ascomycota; Sordariomycetes; Hypocreales; Nectriaceae
Exons: 3
Coding region: 1-2244 (747 amino acids)
Molecular function (GO): protein binding
Source: RefSeq, a predicted model, not a curated record
AUGGACCCAUUGUCCCUGGCUGCCAGUAUUGCAGGGUUGGUCAGUCUUGGAGAUAUCGUUUUCAAAUAUGCUCUGCGGUACUGCAAGUCUGUAAAAGACGCCCCCAAGGAAGUGAACGAUCUAUUGAAUGAGAUCAAAGAUUUGACCCUCCUCCUACAUAAUUUGUCAAUGGUGGCCUACGGGCAUGGACUUCAGACGCAAACGAACCCUCAGAACCCUGCUACAGCACAUAAGCCACAUCACUUGCAUGAGUGUCAGCAACUGCUGAAUCAACUUGAAGACGGUCUGUCAAAGUUUGAGCAGAAAUCUGGACUCGACAAGGUACAGAGUCGCUUGAAAUGGCCAUUCACCACGAGUGUUACCAAGGAAAUGCUACAAGCUAUUGGCCGCCAUAAGCAAACAAUCAACAUCGCCCUUGGUGCGGAUUCACUUACCAAACUUCAAAUUUGCCUGUCACGACAAGAUGAAACCCUCAAAGAAAUCCAGGAGUUGAAGGUGGAGCAGGUGGGUCAUAUUGACAAGUCCCCCUUUGUUCACGCUUCCUGCUCUGGAAAUGAAACCAUCCUUAACCUCUUGAAAGACCAUCUCGGAGACCCCAGUGCGGAUGGACUGAUCAUGAACCACAAGGCUGAGCGGCAUAUGGAAUUUGAUCUAAUGCUGGCCAUAAGACAUGGCAAUGUCGACGCAUGCCAGAAGCUUCUUGAUCUCGGCUGCCCUAUAGAUAUCGAGAUAACGCCUGGGAAGGCAUCUGGGUUGGAACAAUCGGCAACACCAUUGAUGUUUGCAAUCUGUGAGCGAGCAAGUAUUGCUGUUGUCAAAUGGCUGCUCGAUAACAACGCUCAUGUUUCCGCUGUGUCCUGGAACAAGCUCAAAAGAUUUUACUGCAAUGGACUUAGUGCGGCUUUGAGGGAUUCAACGUUCAAUCCUCUCAUUCCGGUACUGGUCACGAAGUAUCUCGAGGAAAGGGGAAAGUUCCUAGCUCGGCAUGGAAAUUAUCUCUCUAUUGCUUUGGCCUCCCGAAACACACAAGGCUUGGCAAUUCUGCUUGACGAAUUCAGCAAGAACCACAAAGAUAUUGAUAUCUACACCAUGCUCAAUCCCACACUUGAUGAGAUGGACCCACAAGGUCCACUUCAUAUAGCGGCCGGGCUCAAUGAUUUGGCAGCUUUCAAAGCCCUGGUUGUUGCUGGCGCCGACAUUGAGCAGCUAGACUACAAUGGCUCAUCACCGCUCCAUAUUGCGGCCGCAGCCAAUGCCUUGUCGGUCGCAGAGUACCUUAUAUGCUCAGGUGCUCGCCUGAAUCCGAUAUCAUAUUAUUCCUCUACUCCCAUUCUCAAUGCAUGUCUGACUGCCUCAUCCCAAGUCAUACAACUCCUCAUAAAAAGCGGCGCAAACUACCAGGCCGUGAAUGACUUGGGAAGCAACUGUCUGACGCUCUUUGUCCUUACCAGACCUAUUAGAAGAGACCCAUUGAAUAUCAACGCGUUCAAGGCAUUACUUGAUGCUGGAAUCGACCUUUUUGCAAGAAACAAAUUCGGCCUCGAUGCGGCUCGCUCGAUUCUGAUUUCGGAUACACCAAUCUAUCUUUAUUACAUAUUGAACCAUUUCCCGCGGUUUUUCAACAAUAGAUCACUAUCGUGGGCAGCCAUCGAACUCCUUGGGGGGGCAAGUACACACAGCUUAUGCGCUUUAUUCCUAUCAAGAAAGCUGCGACUUAUUCGCCCUCUUCUGACCAUCAAGGAAUUUCUCGAUCUCUCCGAUCUCUCAAACCCUGGAAGACAUACAUUCUUUUGCUCAAGUGUAAUAUCAGGCUCCGUUGAAGCUGUACGAAACUUCCUCAAGUAUGGUGCCAAUAUCCAGCAUGCCUGUCCUGAUCACGGAACGCCUCUCAUUGCCGCAUUGACCUAUCGUCGCUUUGAUAUUGUCAAGAUUCUUCUUCUCAGCGACGCAAAGGCCUUUACAACUAGCUUCCUGGCAACCGAGGUCCACUUUAUGGAAUGCGAUGAGAAGAUCAAAAGGUGGUUACUGGUAGAACGGCACUAUGAACAGCCAAAGCUUGAAGAGAUGAGUUGGAAUACGAACCAUGUUCCUACAAAAGGAGCUGGGGUUGUUAUUGGUGAAGUUGAGAUAGAAUGGCAUUGGAGGAAAAAACAUGGUGAAUCUAUACUGGCAUAUGCGACACGCCGCCAGAGGUUGGUUCGAGAACUAAGAGGAACGCAAGUAAAUUUAGUUAGGAUAAUUUAG